AUGAGAAAAUUAAGUAGUUUAUUUUCUUGGAAUACCAAGAAGGAAGAAGAAGUACCAUCCUCCACCUCCGCUCCAUCCGAGUAUAUUGAAGCCCUUCGGGAAGAUUCCUACGUGAACCAUUACGAACGACAAGUUAUCAAUGCGAAACGAGGAGCUAUUUUACGAACCAAUAAGGACUUGAAACUCUCUUCCAAAGAGCAAGAAUUGGUCGAUUUCAGUGAAAAGAUUGUCGAUCUCGUCUUUGUGUGUGACAAUACUGGAUCCAUGUCUGGUGAGAUCAAUGUCGCCAAAGAUACCAUUCAAACCAUUAUUACUUCACUUCAUGAUCAUUUCAAAUCCGAUUUGAGAUUUUCAGCAGUGAGUUAUCGAGAUCAUUCCGAUGACUAUGCUGUCAAGGAAUUUCCAUUCACUCGUGACGUGAAAGUAGCAAAGUCAUACAUUAAUGAAAUGUUUGCCCAAGGAGGAGGUGACUAUCCUGAAGCUUUGGCCAGUGCUUUGAAAGUUGUUUCAGAAAUGCCAUUCAACAAAAAAGGAAAGAAAAUUGUCAGAGAGACAUUUUCCGUUCGUUUUUGUUGCCAAAUAAUCCAUAAAAAGAGUCAAUUGUUGAUCAUUUUGUGA
Messenger RNA from Naegleria lovaniensis, 618 nucleotides. RefSeq lists its product as uncharacterized. Bases 1 to 618 code for a protein of 205 amino acids. Gene Ontology annotation, cellular component: cytoplasm. The transcript has a single exon. Gene Ontology annotation, molecular function: protein serine/threonine kinase activity. Gene Ontology annotation, biological process: peptidyl-threonine phosphorylation. Lineage: Eukaryota; Heterolobosea; Eutetramitea; Acrasida; Naegleriidae. The record is from RefSeq and is a predicted model, not a curated record.